Thalassophryne amazonica is the source of this 2084-nucleotide messenger RNA. RefSeq names its product tetratricopeptide repeat protein 39B. The transcript is spliced from 19 exons. Lineage: Eukaryota; Metazoa; Chordata; Actinopteri; Batrachoidiformes; Batrachoididae. Bases 308 to 2050 code for a protein of 580 amino acids. The record is from RefSeq and is a predicted model, not a curated record. Gene Ontology annotation, molecular function: protein binding.
GCGGGGCAAGUGAAGGAGGCGUGUCCUCAGGGUGAAACGUAGACGGGUUUUUUUUUUCCCUUCACGGAAGAGAGGAAAAGGUUCUGACUGAAACCGAGAAAGACCAGAACGAGUGAGGACGAAAAAGAACCUUUAAAGCAAGUCAGCGCAAAAACGAGGUUGAAGAGACCUGGGAAGAACCGGAAGGAGAGCGUGACCUGCUCGCCGAAGGACCGACGCAUCACCGGGUGCAGCACAAAUGGGAACCCGGGUCUCCGAGGCGUGAUAACCGGCUUGACUUGCGGACCUGAAAGAGGACAGUCAGGAUAUGGCCCACGUAGACAACGGAGCGACCGCCGAGGACGAGGACUGCUUUGAAGAUGCAUAUGACCGGAUACCUGCGGCGUGUCGGAUGGACCUGCAGACCGCGAUUCAAGAAACUCAGUGUGCUCUUAAUCUAGUUCUCAACAACAGGUUCUCUGAAGCCCUGGACCUCCUCAAACCAUGGUGGAGGGACAGUAUGUACCACGCUCUGGGCUACAGCAGUAUCCUGGUCAUGCAGGCGGCCAUGACCUUUGAACACAGAGACAUCCAGAUUGCCAUUGCAACCAUUAAGGAGGCAUUGCAGACGUGUCAAAGGUUUCGGAAGAGGAACUCAAUGGUUGGAUCUUUGACCAGUCUCAUCAAUAAACAUUCCAACCUGCAAGAAGAGGAGAUGCAUGCAGAGCUCUGCUACGCCGAGUGUCUGCUACAGAAAGCCACGCUCACCUUUGUGCAGGAUGAGAACAUGAUCAGUUUUAUUAAAGGAGGCAUCAAGAUUCGAACCAGCUACCAGAUCUACAAAGAUUGUCAGAAUGUACUGAAUGUUGCUCAGGAUCUGGCCAGCCAGUCGAACUCCUUCAGGCAAUUUGAGGGCGGAGUCAAACUGGGGAUUGGCUCAUUCAACCUGAUGUUGUCUCUUCUCCCUCAGAGGAUUCUGAGGUUGCUUGAGUUCAUUGGAUUCUCUGGAAACAGGGGGUUCGGUUUGUCUCAGCUCAGUGAGGGAGCUUCCCGUCACAGUUUGCGCUCCAUCCUCUGUGCUCUGACGUUGCUCUUCUACCACACUUAUGUGUCGCUGAUACUUGGAACUGGGGAGGGGGACCUGGUGGAAGCUGAAGCUCUGCUGGAACCUUACAAACAGAGAUACGCGAACGGCUCCAUUAUUCUCUUCUACUCUGCUCGCAUCGCAAUGCUGCGAGGAAACUUUGAAAAGGCGCAGCGCCGGUAUGAGGAGUGCAUCAGCAGCCAACACGAGUGGAAGCAGAUCCACCAUCUGUGUUACUGGGAACUGAUGUGGACUCAUACGUACCAGCAGGACUGGUCGCUAGCUUACCGCUACGCCAACCUCCUGUGCAAUGAGAGCCGCUGGUCCAAGGCAAUAUAUGUUUACCAGAAGGCAGCCAUCCUCAGUAUGAUGUCAGAGGACGAAGUCAAGAAGACGGGGGAGGACAUUGUCAGCCUCUUUGGGCAGGUGGAGGUGCUAAAACAGCGUUUGGCGGGGAAAUCUAUUCCGACAGAGAAAUUUGCAGUGAGGAAGUCGAGACGCUACAAAGCUGCGACCCCGGUCCCCCUGGUCAUCCCUGCACUGGAAAUGAUGUACGUUUGGAACGGUUUCACCAUUGUAGGAAAACGCGCAGACUUUACAGAGUCAUUGCUGGUUACAUUAGAAAAGGCAGAGGAGCAACUGCGCAACGACCCCAACCCGUCUGAGUUCCAUCCAGACGACAGCUGUCUGGUCCAGAUGUUGAAGGGCCUCUGUCUGAAACACCUGGGACGGUUACUACAGGCGGAGCUGUGCUUCACACAGGUGUUGUCCAGCGAGAGUCGUAUCAAAUAUGAUCACUACCUGAUCCCCUUUACCCUCUAUGAGCUGGGUCUGCUGUAUAAACAACAGGGAGACAUCACCAAGGCAACCGCGUUCAUCGAAAAUGCAAAGACAAACUACAAAGACUACUCCAUGGAGUCCAGGCUGCACUUCAGGAUCCACGCUGCACUGACCAGCCUCAGGGGAUCCCCCGUGAGCACACCGUAACGCCAGCGUCACUCACGCCCUUUAACAAACAAAA